CGAGCCGAGAAGAAGCCGAGGGCUACUGAGUCGUAGAGAUUAUGUAAGAUGCCCCUGGACGCACAGUCAGGGGAGCGAAGGGAGAAGAAAUACGCGAGGAUAAAAAGUGUAAAUGGUCGAAGUCGAGAUGUUCACAGCAGUAGGAGAUGGUUGUGGAUGUAGUUAGAUGCAGUAGAUGUAGAUGUAGAUGUAGUCAAACGCCGUUGUUGGUGGGAAGUUCGUGGAGACGGACCGACGGAGACGAAACUGGUUGUUUACCACCAACGUCAAUGUCAACACCAACAACAGAACAGCAGCAAAGCCAUAGACAGUGAAGAUGUCGACGCGGCCGCUGUCUGCUCACCAGAGGUCAGCGUCAAAUGCGCCGGCGUCUACCUGCUUCGAAGAGCAGCGAGCAGAGCUUUUGAGAGAGAUAUCCCUGAGCCUCGAAGGAGUGCUGCAGAACAUCAACAAGUUCAACAGGAACCUAGAGAGUAUCAUCACGGUUGGGAACGAACUGAGCUCCGUCGAAGGGCUAUGGUCACAGUUUGAAGGCGUGAUGGGCCGGGGGGAAGAGCAGGGCAACCAAGAUGUCAAGGAAGAGGAAGACAGAGACAAGCAGUGAUGAAUUUACUUGUUGAAUGGAUGAAAUUUACGCAAAGGAGAG
Trichophyton rubrum CBS 118892 is the source of this 646-nucleotide messenger RNA. RefSeq lists its product as uncharacterized. Gene Ontology annotation, cellular component: spindle microtubule; mitotic spindle; DASH complex. The record is from RefSeq and is a predicted model, not a curated record. Bases 317 to 604 code for a protein of 95 amino acids. Lineage: Eukaryota; Fungi; Ascomycota; Eurotiomycetes; Onygenales; Arthrodermataceae. The transcript has 3 exons.